This is a messenger RNA of Clonostachys solani, 1332 nucleotides long. The record is from the annotation of a GenBank genome assembly. Lineage: Eukaryota; Fungi; Ascomycota; Sordariomycetes; Hypocreales; Bionectriaceae.
AUGGCUCGACUAUCUUCAGCUUUUCUCCUGGUCUUGUCGACAUUGACAGUCCUUUCGCUCGCUCUCGAGUUCACACCUGGCUCCUCUUGUGCCUCUCUGUGCAUGGACAGUGGCGAGACGGACGCUUUCGACGCUGCAGCCUCUUCCACAAACUCCUCCGACAUCACCUGUCUGGAUGCAAGUUUUGGCAGCGAUGCCACGGGAAAGAAGUACAAGAGCUGUGUCGAGUGUCUUGCCAAGAGCGACAAGGUGGAAGGCAGCGAGUCGGACAUUCACUGGUAUCUUUACAACGUUCGAUACGCCAUGAGUACAUGUCUGUUUGGUCUUCCUAGCGCCGCUUCCACCCAGAUGAAUUCGCCUUGCAUACUCGAAGAUGCCUGCAAGAACCUCAAGGGACCCUUGACCGAGGAUAAUCUCAAUGCCAGCCGGACAGAUACGUAUGGUUACUGCGACGCGGCCUCUGGCGCAUUCAAAGAGAAGACGGUAUGGUCAUGCGUAAAAUGUCUCCAGGCAACCUCGGAUCAGAAAUAUCUAUCAAACUUCAUGAUCGCACUCCAAGCAGGCUGCCAGCAGAAAACAGAGCCCGGCAAGACACUCAGCCUCAGCGGAUCGAUCUUCCAGAGCAGCCGCAUCAACAUCACCGAACCCACCGAGAACAUCUUGGACCGACCCGAGGGUGCUGGAAGCAACUCACUGACCACCGGCGCCAUCGUGGGCAUUGCCAUUGGCGCGGCUCUCUUCGUCCUCGGUGGAAUCGCCUUGGUCUUCAUGCACCGACGAAGAAAGAGGCAGAUUGAGAAGAACGAGAAGGCAGACUACCAUGCCAGCCAGGCCAACUCCCCCGACCCAAUCCUGCCUCCCAACGGAGGCUUCAUGUCCUCUUCCAUCCGCUCCCACAGCCAACAGAGCCAGCGCGGGCUGGACUACUUGGAAAAGCUGGACGAGGAGAGGCGGACGGGCAGACCUUCCGUCCACUCCACCAGGCCAUCCCAGAGCAGCUUGCCGCGCUACGUGCCGCAGGCUGCCGCGCAACCAUCGCGCUCCUCGGAGUUCGGGCGAUCAUCCGUGAACUAUGCGCCUUCGGCACCGGCGCCCGCAGCUCGAAGGAACCAUUCAUCCACCACGCCUGAGUCCUUCGCGCUCAAGACAUACAGCACUCAUGCCACGGCACUGGGAGAAGCUGGCGCCUCAGUACCUCCUCCUCCGCCACCCCCCCAAGAACGCCCUGCUAUGCCUUCACUUGUCGCACCGGCAAACCUGUCGAAGCUUCGGGGGCCCAAGACUUAUAUACCACCGACUAUUACGGUGACCAGCGAUGACAACCAAAGGUGA